UGUCAUAACUCUCCACAUUCUCUGCAUCAUUCUUUCCUCUCCCUCCCCACAAGGCAAUCCCAAACGGCUGCAGUGUUAGGAGAGAGGAUGGAGGGGCGAGGGCUCUCCUGCUUUCCUCUGCGUCCCCUGAGCAUGUGAAACACCAGCUCAGGGACUGAACUACUCCCCUGUGAAAUGACAGCAUUUAACAUCUUAAUGUGCCAGGUGCCAGGAGGUGCAGAAACCAAGCAGAGAGAUGCUGUUCCUCCCUGCUCCCCAGUGCUGGUAAUUCGAGAGCCAAAGAACUGGCAAACUUACUGCAGCAGCGCAGGCAGCUGCUGUGACAACGGCUCCGCUGGGAAGAUUGUGCUGGGGGCUGACCUGUCCCUGCCAAAGACCCCCUAGAUCUCCAGCCCCGCUUGAUUUCUCUGGUCUGUCCUUUGGACCCAGGCUGUGCCUCAGCCUGUCUCUGGGGUGGGUGGGACUGCCCACUGGGAAGAGAGGGAGAGGAAGAGACCGAUUUGGAAAGAUAGUGAGGAGGAGGAGGAGAGGCAGCGGGAAACCCAGCCCACCCUUUGGCUUCCUCCUGCCUCCUUCUAAAACCUGCAAAUUCCUCCAGCCUGUCCAAGCUCCUGAAGUUUCCUCAGCCCUGCUGCCGGGACUGCGAGGGCUUGCUGAAAGAUGAGGGCCUGGAUUUUUUUCCUUCUCUGCCUGGCAGGCAAAGCCCUGGCAGCUCCACAGGAGGCUCUGCCUGAUGAGACAGAGGUCAUCGAAGACCCCACCACAGAGGAGCCCGUGGGUGCUAACCCCGUCCAGGUGGAGGUGGGAGAGUUCGAGGAACCCGCAGAGGAUGUAGAGGAGAUUGUCGCAGAGAACCCCUGCCAGAACCACCACUGCAAGCAUGGCAAGGUGUGCGAGGUGGACGACAACAACUCACCCAUGUGUGUGUGCCAGGACCCGUCCAGCUGCCCAGCCACCGCCGGCGUCUUCGAGAAGGUCUGUGGCACUGACAACAAGACCUAUGACUCCUCCUGCCACUUCUUUGCCACCAAGUGCACCUUGGAGGGAACCAAGAAGGGACACAAGCUGCACCUGGACUACAUUGGGCCUUGCAAAUUCAUCCCUGCCUGCCUGGACACAGAGCUGACUGAGUUCCCCCUGCGCAUGCGGGACUGGCUCAAGAACGUGCUCAUCACCCUGUAUGAGCGCGAUGAGGACAACAACCUGCUGACCGAGAAGCAGAAGCUGAAGGUAAAGAAGAUCCACGAGAAUGAGAAGCGCCUGGAGGCUGGUGACCACACCGUGGAGCUGCUGGCCCGCGACUUUGAGAAGAACUACAACAUGUACAUCUUCCCUGUGCACUGGCAGUUCGGGCAGCUGGACCAGCACCCCAUCGAUGGGUACCUGUCCCACACCGAGCUGGCCCCGCUCCGUGCCCCACUCAUCCCCAUGGAGCACUGCACCACCCGCUUCUUCGAUGCUUGUGACCUGGACAACGACAAGUACAUCGCCCUGGAGGAGUGGGCCAGCUGCUUUGGCAUUAAGGAGCAGGACAUAGACAAGAAUCUUGUGAUCUAAACCCCCGGCUUCCUUCUCCGCUGCCAACUUUGUCUUGUUUUAACCUUCCCACUUCCUUUGGUCUUUAAACCGCUUUUGUUUUGUUUUUUCCCUGGGAACAAGGUGCUAAUAUAGAUUUAAACAUAUGCAGUAACGGUGCUAAGACAAAUAACAGUCCUCCUUCAUAGCCUCAUCUAUUACCACUAGAUUAAUCACCCAGCUGUUUCCACAUGCUCUUACCAGCCCGUUCUCUCUCUGAUGUGUCUUUAUCAUUGAUUGACUCUGUUCCUGUCCUACAUAUCCUCUCAGUCCAGUAUCUGCUCUUAGAUCGACUUAACUUCUUACUAACAGCACGUUCUCAGACACAUCAGCGUAGAUGCAAAGACCUUUCAGCUGAUUCACUGCCCCAGUUACAGACACCAGCGAGGGAAGGCAGAGCCGGAGGAUGUAGCAGGAUGGGGCUUUUCGAGCAGAGCAGCUGUGGGCGACAUUGUGGUCACCCAGCUCAUGGUAGGGGGGACAGAGAGGGGUGACAGGGACAUAGAGUGGCAGGAUUUCGCUUUCCUUUUUUUUCUUUUUCUGGAUUCCCAGGGCUUGAAUUUAACAACCAUUGGGCACACACACACACAAAAGGGCUAAUCAAACGAACAAAUAGGAAAGCGCACAAAAAUUAAAUAAAAUGAAACACAUCCCAUCCUGUAAAAUCCCCUCAAAAAAUAAAGGUUUGAAAGUGCUACGUGCUUUACCGUUA
This is a messenger RNA of Columba livia (rock pigeon), 2287 nucleotides long. RefSeq names its product secreted protein acidic and cysteine rich (gene SPARC). The transcript has 10 exons. The record is from RefSeq and is a predicted model, not a curated record. Gene Ontology annotation, biological process: anatomical structure development. Bases 661 to 1557 code for a protein of 298 amino acids. Gene Ontology annotation, molecular function: extracellular matrix binding; collagen binding; calcium ion binding. NCBI's taxonomy places the organism in Eukaryota, Metazoa, Chordata, Aves, Columbiformes, Columbidae.